Phytomonas sp. EM1 is the source of this 2505-nucleotide messenger RNA. The record is from the annotation of a GenBank genome assembly. Lineage: Eukaryota; Euglenozoa; Kinetoplastea; Trypanosomatida; Trypanosomatidae.
AUGUCUACUCAGAACAUUAAAAAUAAGAACGCGAGUAUAACUGUACGGAGGCUUAAUAAUCCAUCUCACCUUAAGGGUCAAAGUAAUAUUACCGAUUUUUGCAUUACUGACUUGAAGGUUAUAUCAGAAAAUGCCGAGCCACGUGGGAUAGCAUCAUUAGAGGAAUGCCAUCAACUCGUAUCACCCUCCUUCAUUCCUUAUCUCGAAGCAGCUUUGCCAUUUAAAAGCAUCCACACCUCAGCUGCGUCUUUUGGGGGUGCUUGGUUUUGGGAAGGUUACCGACACGCACUUUUCGGAGAGGAUAUUAUCUACCAUCUAGGUGGCUCCAGCAAUAGCCUUAUGGAGGAUAGAAUAGAUUCACAGAAAGAACUGCGAAAUCAGCUGAUGUCACAGAAAGUGUCGACCAAUACCACCAUAAAUAAACAGCCUUCAGCUACGGAUCGAAUCUGGCUACACGGAUCAGCAAAACUUGAAGUAAUGUACGCUAUCGCACUUUCGAUAGCAUUGCACACUUCUCAUCAACCUCUAAUGGACCAGGCUGAUGGUCCCCACGCGCUUAUCUUGUGUGCUUCUAAGUAUCAAUGCGAUGAGAUGGCAUUUAUUCUUAAUCAGUUCUGCGAUGAGCUUCAUCUUGUAGUGCACAAUCUGUUCGAGCCUUUCCCUUCAAUACCUUCAUCCCAGCGAGCUGAUGUGGUGGUGGGUACUCCCCCGCUGUGGGAUAGCGUGGCAGAGCUGGGGAAAGCAUGGGAUCGCAGAGGUUUGGAAGGGAUAAUAAGUAACAUACAUGGUGGUAGCCCACCACCUACAUAUACUUUGAGCAAAUGGAGACCUUACUCUAUUCGAAACGUGUCACAACUUGCUCUUUUUGACUUAGAGUUGCAAAUUAAUAUUGGGUUUGGGCGCAUGUUAGUUCAAAUUCUGACUACGUCUGAUUCGAAUCUUGUUCCAGAUUCUUCUCUACUUCCACUUCGUUGCCAAACAUACUCAGUCUUUGGAGGUGAUCGUCCAGUUUAUGAUGUUGAUCUCAAUUUCACGCUGUUGGAAAUCCUUCGAAGUCGAGGAAAACGAAAUGAGGAAAAAAUUUCAGAAAUAUCAAUUCAAAGCUCGGUCUGCUUUACAUCUCACACAAAAAAACGCCUUAGGCUAGAAGAACCUACUCUACCGUCCCCGCUUCCAUCUAGGAAGAUUCUAUCAAGCGGUUUGCUAAUCAGAAACGCAGUUUCGUUUUCUCGACUUCUUGUUGACAGUAAUGCAUUUCAAGAUUUCGUUGAUGGUAUUUUAGACAAGGCAGCACAGUUUUGGAUUAAUUUUGAUCCUUUACAAACAGAUGAAGCUAUGAAAGACAGUGCAACGGGAAGGAAUCUGAGGUCGGGCUUGUAUCGCUAUAUCAAAUGCAUUCCAGUAUUUGUUUGCACAACCGAACCGGAGGCUGGACUUCGAGUUCAGGAGAUGUGUACUUUACUCAUUCCCGAAGAAAGGAGCAAGAAUGAGGACGACAUGGUCACAAUGAAAAGUUCUCGAUAUAGUCUUCUUUUUAGUCAUCUUGAAGAGCAAUUAAAUGGUGAAUUGUUUGACGGUAGUGUUGUUUCAUGUGUAAACUUUGAAGACAUUCUGUUUCGGAACUAUCAAUAUGAGUUCGUAUCAGUUGAGGGACAAACUAUGGGUACGGUUGAUCUCUUUCAAGGCUAUUUUAGUGAACUGAAUAUGGCGCAAUUCUUGUUGACGACUCAUGUUGCUCAUAAGGAUGAUGAAUACAUUAAAGAAGUAUCCCGAAUAGAUUUAUUUCGAAAUCAUUCAUGGAUAUUACUGCAUUCUAAUUCUGAGGUCACAUUUGACAUAUUGACGCCAUCAGGCAAUGAGUUUGAGUGUAUCCCGAGUUAUGCGUGCUUAACUCCGGUGCAUAUAAGACAUACCUUUACCGUUGUGGUUUUACGUAAUGUGGCAAAAUCUAUAGAAGCUCUCUGUCGCUGUCAAGCUUCAAUACGCAAUGAAGAAUCGGAACGUAUAUAUAUAAAACCUUUUGCACUCUUUUUGCUAGAGGAAUGUUGUCAAUAUGGGCGUGUGGUCUCGUACUACUGUUUUGAGCAAGAUAAAGUGGGUCGUUCCCCGGAUAGUUCCGGUGCUGCCUCAUCUUAUGAAAGUGGUGAAGAGAUAUCAGAAGAAAGUUUCAAGCAUAGUCCCACUGAAGCAGAAAACAGAGAAUCAAGGCUUGCCAUAGUUAGACGUACAUCUACAGCAAAAACAGCAACAAUAUUUAUAGAGUUCGAAUCCCAUGAUUCUGCACUAGAAGCAGUUCGGUUGCUGCGAGAACGUUUUCAUUCCUACACAGCGUCUGAAAAAAACAAUGAUGAGAUGCUUAGUCCCAGAGUACAUUUGUUUCGCAAUACGACGUAUUACAGCGGUGUCGAACAAGACCUCAAACAAAAGAAAAAAAUUCAGACUGCAUCGCAUGAAGAAGGACAUGAGAACGAUAUACUUGAUUUCUGUUUCUUACAGAGUAGAUAA